AUGCGCAGCCUUUUGUCAUUCCUACCAUUAAUCAUCCCCAGCGUCCUGGUAUCUGCGACCGAGUACCACGAGCAGCUGAAUCUACGGCCGCUGCCUCUGUCGGCACUCCUCGCGAGCUUCAACUUUCGAGCCAACACCUCAAUUGCCGACUUUGAGGCACAAAACUUUCGACUCUUUCCGCGGUCUUUAGGCCAGAUCCUGCAGUAUGCGGGCACACGAGAGCUUCACCUGAGAUUCACGCUGGGGCGAUGGGAUGCGGAGAGCUGGGGAACUCGGCCCUGGGACGGAACCAAAGAGGGCGGCACUGGAGUGGAAUUGUGGGCGUGGUUAGAUGCUGAGACGGAUCAAGAGGCGGACGAGAAGUGGUUGACGCUGACCAAUGCGCUGUCUGGAUUGUUCUGCGCCAGUCUCAACUUCAUUGACGGGACCAGGACCAUUCGACCGGUUGUGUCGUUUCAGCCUGAGGGCGACCAUCCCAACACGACGCUGGACAAUACGAGGCUGCUGCAUGGAGUGCUGCCCCAUGAAGUGGUUUGCACAGAGAACUUAACACCGUUUCUAAAGAUGCUGCCAUGUAAGGGCAAGGCCGGAAUUGCGAGCUUACUGGAUGGACACAAACUGUUUGAUGCGUCGUUCCAGAGCAUGGCCAUUGAUGUGCGGCCCAUCUGCCCCUCGGAGGGGGAAUGCGUUCUCCAGCUUGAACAGACGGUCGACAUGGUCUUGGACGUUGAUCGCUCCAAGCGACCUCAUGACAACCCCAUCCCAAGACCUCCCCCUGGCCGUGAUCUAAUCUGCGAUACUUCAAAGCCCUACCAUAAGCCAGACGAUUCUUGCUUCCCCGUGGACCAUCUUCGCGGCCAAGAGUGGACGUUAUCCCAAAUCUUUGGGCGAACAAUGAAAGGCACAUGCCCCUUGACAGACUCCGAAACCCCGCCGGUCUGUGUUCACAUCCCGUCGACUCGCGACAUCUUCUCCUCAGAAGGUGCCCAUGAAAUCAAGUACCCCAACAACGACUCUCUACGAUGCUACCACAUCGAACAAGAGAAGGAAUUCACCCUCAUCUUGACUAAGCCCGAGGUCCCUGCUGACGGAGAAGCUGCCUCUCUUGGAAUUGUCAAGCCGGAAACACCUGUGCUGUACGCCGAGCGAAGUUUCACCGGCCAUGGACAGGAACAUGGUGGUGUGCAAGCCAUUCUCACGAAUCCAGGCGACGAUACGGUGGAGUUUGUCUACAUGGAAUCUCUCCCCUGGUUCAUGCGCGUUUAUCUACACACCCUUUCUGCCCGCAUCUCGGGAUCGUCACCCAACACCAACACAACCACCGAAAUCGUCAAGCAGAUCUACUACCGCCCGGCCCUCGACCGCGCCCGCGGCACACAACUCGAGCUCCUUGUCAGCAUCCCCCCUCACUGCACCGUCUUCCUCACGUAUGACUUUGAAAAGUCUAUCUUGCGAUACACUGAGUAUCCCCCGGACGCAAACCGUGGUUUCGAUGUCGCUGCGGCUGUCAUCACCACACUGGAGCCCAAGGCCAUGAACAUUCGCACCACGAGCUUGCUUCUCUACCUCCCCACUCCUGAUUUCAGCAUGCCAUACAAUGUCAUCAUCUUUACCUCAACAACCAUUGCGCUUGCCUUUGGAGGCUUGUACAACAUCCUCGUCCGGCGUAUGGUGGGUGCGAAUGAGGCUCCAUCCGGAGCCCUCAAAGAUAAAGUACUGGGCUUCGUUGCGAAGCUAAAGAAGAAGAAGACGGCGGUGGCAGCAGUGGCAGCAGGAGGAAGUGUAACGCCUGCCACAGGGAAAACUGGGGCAAAGUGA
Trichoderma harzianum CBS 226.95 is the source of this 1818-nucleotide messenger RNA. RefSeq lists its product as hypothetical. The record is from RefSeq and is a predicted model, not a curated record. Lineage: Eukaryota; Fungi; Ascomycota; Sordariomycetes; Hypocreales; Hypocreaceae. Bases 1 to 1818 code for a protein of 605 amino acids. The transcript has 2 exons. Gene Ontology annotation, cellular component: GPI-anchor transamidase complex. Gene Ontology annotation, biological process: attachment of GPI anchor to protein.